This is a messenger RNA of Sorghum bicolor (sorghum), 1211 nucleotides long. RefSeq names its product momilactone A synthase. NCBI's taxonomy places the organism in Eukaryota, Viridiplantae, Streptophyta, Magnoliopsida, Poales, Poaceae. Bases 107 to 937 code for a protein of 276 amino acids. The transcript is spliced from 2 exons. The record is from RefSeq and is a predicted model, not a curated record. Gene Ontology annotation, molecular function: oxidoreductase activity.
GCCUUGUGCCUUGUCCAGUGCUCACCGGCAGGCCAGCUGUACUACUAUAAACACAAGCAGCUGCAGUUGCAGCACGAGCUAGUUACUAGGAAGUAGUAACGCAGCCAUGGCAAGCAGUACCGUCGCCCUCCCCACCACUCCACCAAGAAAGUUGCAGGGAAAGGUGGCCAUGAUCACUGGCGGGGCGAGCGGGAUCGGCGAGCGCACGGUGCGGCUGUUCGUGGAGCACGGCGCCCGCGUCGUGGUGGCCGACAUCCAGGACGAGGCCGGCGCGCGCGUCUGCGCCGACGUUGGCGCGGGCGCCGCCAGCUACUUCCACUGCGACGUGACCAGCGAGGACGACGUCGCUGCCGCGGUGGACCACGCCGUGGCGACGUUCGGAGCGCUGGAUAUCAUGUUCAACAAUGCUGGCGUCAGCGGGCCGGCGUGCUACAGCGUCCGGGACAGCGGCAAGGCUGACUUCGAGCGCGUGCUGGCCGUGAACCUGGUGGGCCCGUUCCUCGGCACCAAGCACGCGGCGCGGGUGAUGGUACCCGCGCGCCGCGGCGGCUGCAUCAUAGGGACGUCCAGCGUGGCGGCGGCCGUGACCGGCGCGUCCUCGUACGCGUACGCGUGCGCGAAGCGCGCGCUCGUGGCGCUGACGGAGAACGCCGCGGCGGAGCUCGGCCGGCACGGCAUCCGCGUGAACUGCGUCUCCCCCGCGGGGGUCGCCACGCCGCUGACCAUGAGGUACAUGGGCCUCGAAGCGGAGGCGUUCGAGCAGGCAAUGGAGGCCAUAUCAAACCUCAAGGGCGUGGGCGCCCUGCGAGCGGACGACGUCGCCGCCGCCGUGCUCUUCCUCGCCAGCGAUGACGCGCGGUACAUCAGCGGCCACAACCUGUUCGUCGACGGUGGCAUCUCUAUCGCGAACCCGUCCUUUGGAACGUCCAAAGACUGAGUGGGGCCCGUCGCAGUCACGUCGUACGUGCUUGGGUGAUUUGUCAUCUGUGGACCGAAGACUAGCUAGUCGUCGUUCUAGACUUCUAGUAGUGGGACACUGCACAGUAGAGUUUGGUCCGUGAAUCCAUGAUUGCCCUCGGCUUUGUAAGCUCCGCCCGUUACCCUUCAAUUUUCUAAACUAAAAAUAAAUGUACCUCCUUCAUCCGCUUUGUAUGGUUUAUUUUUAACAAAAAAGAGAUUGAACCUCUACUUUCUAACUAGAUUAAUUCUCA